UCCACUUACUCGUCCCAAGCCGUUUCUUCUCUUUUUUAACACUUGUUCUCUAAUAACACAACAAAGGCAAAAGGCUCGAGCGACAGAGAUAGAUAGAGAUCUGAGAAGAAGUCUUUUAUCUUUGAGAUCCAAACUCUCGUUGACAAAGCAAAAUGGAGACUUUCCUAUUCACAUCCGAGUCUGUGAACGAGGGACACCCUGACAAGCUCUGUGACCAGAUCUCUGAUGCCGUCCUCGAUGCCUGCCUUGAACAAGACCCAGACAGCAAAGUUGCUUGCGAGACUUGUUCCAAGACCAACAUGGUCAUGGUCUUUGGCGAGAUCACCACCAAGGCCAAAGUUGACUACGAGAAGAUUGUCCGUGACACCUGUCGCGCCAUUGGAUUUGUCUCUGAUGAUGUCGGUCUUGAUGCUGACAACUGCAAAGUUCUUGUCAACAUUGAACAACAGAGCCCUGACAUUGCCCAAGGAGUUCACGGUCACUUCACCAAACGUCCAGAAGACAUUGGAGCCGGUGACCAAGGCCACAUGUUUGGUUAUGCCACUGAUGAAACCCCUGAGUUAAUGCCACUUAGUCAUGUUCUUGCCACCAAGCUCGGUGCUCGCCUUACAGAAGUCAGAAAGAAUGGUACUUGCGCCUGGCUAAGACCUGAUGGCAAAACACAAGUCACUGUUGAGUACUACAACGAUAAGGGUGCCAUGGUUCCAAUCCGUGUCCACACAGUCCUCAUCUCAACCCAACACGAUGAAACUGUGACCAACGACGAAAUCGCCCGUGACCUGAAGGAACAUGUCAUCAAGCCAGUCAUCCCAGACAAGUACCUAGACGAGAAAACCAUCUUCCACUUGAACCCAUCAGGCCGAUUCGUCAUUGGUGGACCCCAUGGAGACGCUGGUCUCACCGGGCGCAAGAUCAUCAUUGACACUUACGGUGGAUGGGGAGCUCACGGAGGUGGUGCUUUCUCAGGCAAAGACCCAACCAAGGUCGACAGAAGCGGAGCCUACAUUGUGAGACAAGCAGCUAAGAGCGUUGUGGCUAACGGAAUGGCUCGUAGGGCACUUGUUCAAGUCUCAUACGCCAUUGGAGUCCCUGAGCCAUUGUCUGUCUUUGUUGACACUUACGAGACUGGGUUGAUUCCAGACAAAGAGAUACUGAAGAUUGUGAAGGAGAGCUUCGAUUUCAGACCGGGAAUGAUGACGAUUAACCUUGACCUGAAGAGAGGAGGAAACGGAAGGUUCUUGAAAACUGCAGCAUACGGACACUUCGGAAGGGACGACCCUGACUUCACCUGGGAAGUAGUCAAGCCACUCAAGUGGGACAAACCUCAAGCUUAACUUUUACUACUCUGUUUCUAUUUUCAUCCCGCAAACCAAUUAUCCACUCUGUUUUUGUGUGUUUGCUUAUGUAUACUUUUUAUUUGAGCUAUUGAAAUUUGGUGUUUGUUUUUGUUCCAUGGGUUGCACUAAGUUUUAUGUGAUUCGUAUAUUGAUUAUACAUAGUUUUAUGUAUGUCAUCUUGUGUUUGUAAUAUUAUACUUAUGACU
Molecule: messenger RNA, 1543 nt
Organism: Capsella rubella
Lineage: Eukaryota; Viridiplantae; Streptophyta; Magnoliopsida; Brassicales; Brassicaceae
Product: S-adenosylmethionine synthase 1
Exons: 2
Coding region: 153-1334 (393 amino acids)
Biological process (GO): S-adenosylmethionine biosynthetic process
Cellular component (GO): cytosol
Molecular function (GO): methionine adenosyltransferase activity; ATP binding
Source: RefSeq, a predicted model, not a curated record